GAGUAAACGCAGAUAAUGAGCAGUGUACUUCGCGCCCCCGGAUCGACUCCUGCGCAUGUAAGGCAGUGAGCGCGUGUGAUCGUUGCUGGUGUGUGCUUGCUUGUUUUUUUUUUUGUUAAGUUUUUCUGUGACUUCUAUUUGUGUUUUUUAAGUGUGUUUAUCUCUACUAUGAAAUAAUAUAAUGGAAAACAAAGAUCAAAUCUCAAAAGACAUAGAAAAAGGCUUAAAUUCACCAGAAAUAAAACAAAACGAUGACAUUCCAUACGUAGAUGACUUCGUUGAACUAAAUCUAGUCAAACCAGACGAACCUGUCCGUCCAAAGCGCGCAAAAGAUGAGAAGGAAGAUGGGGAACCACACACACCAGAAAAGGAUAGAAAACUGCAUGCGUCAGAUUUGGGAGAAGUACAUUCUUCGCCAAAUAAUGAUACGAUAAUAGUGAAUACGCCAGAAGGGACUCUAUAUAUAACUUUAGAGCCUGAUUCUGCUAGAUCAUCGAAGCCUACUAGUCCUACUACAGAGUCUACUGAUCUUGAAGCUAUGCCGAGUACCAGUUUUGGAGCAGCAGAGUCUGACGCACUGAUUCAGAAAGAGAGAGAAGCAGAGAUGAUGGAACAGAGGAAGAUAGGUCUGAGAAGGAAUUCCAUUUCGAUGCCGACGUUGCAGAACUUGGAGCUGGAGGUGUUGAAACAGCAGUACCUGAACCCACAGGACGAUAUUCCUGAACAUCAUCAGAGCUCAGCGUCAGGAUUCAGUGAUGGCGACAACACGGCUGAUGAUCACACUGAAGUACUAUCCGAUGAUGAUAGAGUCAAGACUCCCCUCCGCUCCCCCCGCCGCAAGUCCACGGCCCCCCGAAGGUUUGGCCGCUCGGAGUUCAGCAUGGACGACGAUGACUACUCUCCCAGUAAUUCUGUCACCUCUGUCAACUCACUCGCCAGUCUACUCAGGGAGAAGUUACAGAGCAUACCCCAGAAGAUCCGCAAGAAGCCGACAGACUACAAACUCCGUGCGUUCGUGGGUCUGAUGUUCCUGGCCAUCGUGUUCUUCGUGGGCUUCGCAUACGUGCUGUACCACCAGCAGGCGCUCACCAAGGCUUACUUUGAUAAUGUACAGUUCAACGAACCGAAGCGACUCAUCCGGAUCUACAAUAAGGAUGAUGUGGAGAUCCUGAGGGCUAGUUUAGCGGUGAACAUUCAAGGCAAAAUGAAAGCGUACCCAUGUCUACCUGAACACCGCCGCAAGGAUGGCUCGGAAUGCCUGGAAUGGCUGCAUACUCUCCGUUUCUACUUGAAGUCCCUGCCUCAUGACCCUGGCGUUGAUAACACCACCUGCUACUCCGUGCACUGGAAGGCGUUAAGAUCUGAUGUCUAUCCAAACGAUUGCUUCGACUGGGGCGCGACGAAAGUGCACUGGUUUGGGGGUGGUCUGUCCUCCAAUUUGACCUGGCCCUUGGAGAGCGGCUCAUUAGAUUACACUCCUUUCAUCACAGGAGACAUGCAAAAGAACCAAUGGGGCAACGUCCUUACAAGAUACUUUAUAAACUCCAAGGGAGCUGCCAUUAUCGUAGAUGAUGAGACACCUCUUCACGUCUCCGUUAACAAGGGAGGCAAACACAUUUGCCUUAAAGCUAUGUACCAUGAAUUUGCAUAUCCUAAUAAACUGACUGAAUUCCCUGAAAUGAAGUACAACAUUUGUACAUCUGAAGAUAUGGCGUCAUUGCACUCUUCGAUCCACAGCCAUCGACGAGCUCCAUUAUGGGACGGACUAAAACCAGCUGACAUGCAAACUUUAGAAUCUCUUAUAUCUGAACCAGUUUGGCAAAUAGCUCCUCGGUUCAAAGAGGAAUUACAAGCAGAAACGAUUUCAAAAUACACUGAAGAUGUUAUCAACCUUGGAUUCUUGAAGCAAGGACAUGUGCUUAUCAAUGAACAUUGGCAAAAUGCAAUUGGUGAUUUAUCUGUGGAUACAAGUCGAUUCCAAACUUUGAAUACAACUGUAGAUAAAUUGCAUAGACGAGGUUUCAAGGUAGCGUUUACCAUUCAACCGUUUAUUAGUACUGAGAGCAAAAACUUCGCAGAAUGUGUCCAGAAGAGAUUGUUGAUCAGUGAAAGAAAUAGUGACAGACGUAUACCAGCUUUAACCCGCUUCAAGUCGUUAGCUAGUGCUGGAGUAUUAGACAUCACAAACAACAGAUCAGUACCUUGGUUUUUGGAGAAGUUACAGGCAGUGAUCGAUGAGUACCACAUCGACUCUUUCUUCUUUGAUUUGGGAACAGCUUACGAUAUGCCUCAUUACUUCCGUUGCGAGCAUCUUCUGACCAACCCGGAUCAAUAUAAGAAGAUCUUCACUAAGACGUUUGAGAAGAUGUUUAAUAUCAUUGGAGUGUCGUCAGCAGUGUCACUACCUCGUCCUCCAAUCUUUGUUUCCCUUCCACCGUUUGAGUCUACAUGGGAAGCAUUGAAGUUGGUUAUACCGACUAUGUUAACAUAUGGUGUGAAUGGUUUUCCGUUCAUAAUGCCAGGAGCUGUCGGCGGUGAUAUUUACUGGCCUGGAAGUGAACAGUUCCUUCCAUCCUCCAAAGGCAUGGUGGACAUUACAAAUAGCACUCAGGAGAAUGGAAUAGAGUUACCAGAUAAAGAAUUGUACAUGAGAUGGCUGCAGAUGGCGACGUUCCUGCCUGUAAUGAAGUUCACUCAUCUCCCGAGCAAGUAUAAUGAUGAGAGAGUGUUGGAGGUGGCGAAGAAUCUGACGGCACUGCGACAGAGGAUGGUGACACCCUUACUGUUGAAGUACAAACGCGAAGCCCUAGAAGCUGGGCUGCCACUCCUGCGGCCGCUGUGGCUGCUGGGUGCUGGAGACGCUCCCCGUGCGUUGAAGGAUGAGUUUGCCAUCGGCAGCGACAUCGUUGUCGCACCCGUGCUCGAACAAGGACAGACUACUAGGGAUGUGUACCUUCCAACUGGAUUAUGGCAGGACGGUAUCGACGGAUCUCUUCGCAAAGGCAACCGAUGGAUGCACGAGUAUAGAGUUCCAAUAGACAAAGUGGCCUACUUUGUUAGGAAACCUGAUGAUAUGAGGUUUAAGUGAUUCUAUGGCGUAAGAUAAAUGCCAUGGUUGCAAUCUUGUAUAGGUAUGUUCAUGCCAAAGUAAUUGAACAGAUUGGUUGUUCAUAUUAUGAAGCAGUAUGUUCAAAUUGAACAUUAAUCAUUUUUAUGUUGCUUGGGUAGUGUUUAAGUAGCAAACACUACAAUUUCUAGUCUUUUAUCGAAACAAAUGCAAUGAUCGUGAAUGAAAAUACCGUUAUUUUUUCGUUUAAAUAAAUGUGACAGGGGCGGAUUUAGAAUCUAUGGGGCCCUGCGACAGCAUUGUUUAAUAGCUCUAUCAUCAUGCCUAUAUAAAUUCUUCUUCUUAAAUUUCUUAAAUCUGUUUCCUUUAUUGUGAUUAUUUUCAAUUUACUGAUUUAUCUUUUAUUAUUUGCCAUUUACUAUUUUACUUUUUACUACUUUCCGUCCCUGAUUCAAAUGUAGAUAAAUAAAAGAUGCUUGUAUAUUAGAUGUUAUUUACAUGCAAGUUUAAUCUUUACCUUGGAAUACGAGUUUCAAUUGUAGUCUAUAAUUAUUUUGUAACAGUAAGUACAAUGUGCCAAUAUGAGCCUUAUUUACAUAAAAUACAACCAGAAUUUAUGCAUAUCUGAAGAAAAACCAUAUAUUAUAAAAUUUUAUCGCAAUAAAAACAGUUGUGAACACUGCCUCGAAGUAGAAUAAGAUAAUUAACAGUGUAUGUCCAGCUGUUAUAUUAGCCAGAGGUAAUAAUUAUGUCAUAAUUAUUAUUCCUUUUUUAAGUAAUAACAGUUCUCAGAAAUCCAGUCUGAGAAUUAAAAAAAAUGUGUUAGGUGGAUAAUUUGUAGCUAAUAUUAUACACAAAUUGGUUGAUAAAGUUUACCAAAAGUGAAGGAUGUGUAAAAAUUGCCAGUUUUUUUUAUAUACAGAGAAAAUAAUUGUAGUAAGUAAAAAAUCUUUGAAGGAAAAUUAUAAUUGCGAAUAAUUUUAUUGGUUUGACGUCCAUAGUAUAAAAUUUAUAAGUGAAAUAGAUGUAUCAACUCUUUUAGUACAUAAGUAAGAGUUUUAAAAGAACAUUGUAAAUACGUAAUAUCGUACGUAAAUAGUUAAAAAUGUGAUCACAUUAACAUUCCAAAGCUUUAGGUAUUUAGUUUAGUUAGUUAUGCGGGCAAUAUAUUUUUCGUAGAUAUUUUAUUUUUAUAUUGAUUCUGAUAAGUACAGGGGCGGAUCCAGGUACCGUACCAUGGGUGCAAAAGGGACCCGAACUAAUGAAUAUGCCUUUUUUGCAUAACAUAACAGUCCUGUAUAGUCCAUUGAACUAUGUCUCUGCAAAAGAAAGCCCUGGAUUUGCCCCUUUAUAGGUAAUAAUUUUAUUUUUUGAAAAUAUCUGAGUAUUUUGUUGGUUGUGUCACAAGUUGCCUUUUUUUAGAAAAAAAAUAUAGUGUUGUGAAAUUAUCAUUCCAUAUCUUAUAAGUAGGUUCACCAAGUAUUUAUAUUUUAAUAAUUAUUUAAGAUAAAAUAAAACGCUACAUUUUAUAUUAAAUUUAUGUAUAGUAAAGCUUGUUUGAGUAUGCAUUAUGUACCUAUGUUUGUAUUGUAUAUGUAUAUAAAUAUUUAGCUUAUAUAAUAUUAAAACGUAUAUUUGCCAAUAAAUAGUACAUUAUAUAAGAUAAGUAGAUAGUGUACGUUUGAAUCUAUUUUAAUAAGAGGACCAUUUUGAGAUUGUUUUACGAUGUAAUUUGGUAAUAUGAUAACAAUCAUUGUUAUUUGUAUAUAAAGAAAUCCCUUCAGUUUCAAAAUUAUCUGUUUAAGCACAUAUUCGGAAAAUUAUGUCUACAAUAAAUAGGACAAAAAUAUAAUUUAUUUAAAUUAUAAUAUGUAAAUUACUUCUGCUACCCCUUUGGGUAAAAAAAGCGUGAUGUUACGUAUGUUAUCCUGUGUAAUAAUUAUUAUAUAACUUUAGUUAUUGCUUUGUGUAAUGUUCAUUAUGAUUAUUGCCUAUGUAGAUAAUAAGCCACCAAAAACUAUUGUAUACGAUCGUUCUAAUGUAUUGAUAAGUAAUGCAUUUAAAUUAAAAAGAAAACUGUGCUGUUAUUAAAUGUUUUUAAAAUCUA
Molecule: messenger RNA, 5174 nt
Organism: Spodoptera frugiperda (fall armyworm)
Lineage: Eukaryota; Metazoa; Arthropoda; Insecta; Lepidoptera; Noctuidae
Product: myogenesis-regulating glycosidase
Exons: 9
Coding region: 182-3088 (968 amino acids)
Biological process (GO): carbohydrate metabolic process
Molecular function (GO): hydrolase activity, hydrolyzing O-glycosyl compounds
Source: RefSeq, a predicted model, not a curated record